AUGGCCUCGAUCGCGCGCCAGUCUCCCCUCCUCCGGCAAUCCUGCCUCUCUGCGUUCCGCGCUCCCUGGGCGACUCGUAAUGUCGCGCAGGUCGUGGCUUUUCAUGCUUCCGCCAGGAAGCAGAUCUUGCCUCCUUUGCCUCAGACGAUUCAGGGAACGAUGAACGACCCUGCUCCGAUCCCUACCUCCCACCCCACUGAGGGCAGCUACCACUGGACUUUCGAGAGACUCGUCUCCGCCGGCCUCGUCCCCCUCUGCAUCGCCCCCUUCGCCGCCGGUUCCAUGAGCCCCGUCAUGGACGCCGUCAUCUGCUCCGCCAUCGUCGUCCACUCGCACAUUGGGUUCCAUGCCUCCAUCACCGAUUACUUCCCCACCCGUCGCGUCCCCAAGACCCACACCUUCAUGAUCUGGUUGCUUCGCGCUUUCACUGUUGGUACGGCCGUCGGGUUGUAUGAGUUUGAGACGAAUGAUGUGGGUGUUACGGAGGCGAUUCGGCGGGUGUGGAAAGCCUAGCCUACCUCAGUUCAGUUCAGUUGAGUUGAGUUGAGUUGAGUGGUUAGGGGAUUUUUUUUAGUUUGGGUUUAGUUUGGUGUCUAUCUGUCUGCCCGCGGACUUGUCUGUAUAUGUUUGUUUGUUGGGUUUUUUUUUUCCGCUGUUGAAGGGCAGAGGAGAUAAAAGAGUAGAGGAAUAUACCUGUUUAUCUUUCACUGUAUUUGCCUUGGUUAGGGGGGAAUGGUUUGGGUCGUAGGUUGGGUAUGGGUAUGAUAUGGGUAUGGUACUCUAUGCAUAGUUAUUAUAGAUACAAACAAACCAUCCAACGC
Aspergillus ibericus CBS 121593 is the source of this 821-nucleotide messenger RNA. Its product is annotated as CybS family protein. Gene Ontology annotation, molecular function: ubiquinone binding; heme binding. The coding region runs from base 1 to 513 and encodes 170 amino acids. Gene Ontology annotation, cellular component: mitochondrial envelope; membrane. The record is from RefSeq and is a predicted model, not a curated record. Gene Ontology annotation, biological process: tricarboxylic acid cycle; mitochondrial electron transport, succinate to ubiquinone. The transcript has 5 exons. NCBI's taxonomy places the organism in Eukaryota, Fungi, Ascomycota, Eurotiomycetes, Eurotiales, Aspergillaceae.